AUGUUUAAUACAAAUUUUAAUACCUUUUUUGUACCCCAUCAUCUACUUUAUCCUUAUGGAUAUCAAUAUAUGAUAAUGCCUUAAACAUAUUCUAUUCCAAAUUCAUUUAAUUACAAUAUUUAGGCAUAAGCACAAAUUUAAGAAAAUUAAUCAUCUGAUGAACCCAUUAAUUAGGUAGAAGAUAUCUAAAAGAAAACUUACUCAGAAACUGAAAGUAAACUUGAAUUAGCAAGCAACUAAGAACAAAUUAGAGAUAUACAUAUUCAAAAUAAGAUCAAUAAGAGUAUCCUUUAAAAAAAGUCAUAAAAACCAAAUUUCUUGGUCAAAUCUACAAAUAUCCAAAAAAAUUAUGCAAAGGCUAUUGUAUCUUUUGCAUGUAGAUAAAAAAAUCUCAUUUAAUAAACUUUGGGAGAUAUAAGAGCCUAAGAGUUUCUGAAAUUGAUGAACCGAUUGAGAAACAAAUUGAGGAAUAUAGCCCAUAUAACAAGAUAUACACAUCAUGAAGAUUUUCUGAUGAUGUUUAGAAUUUUAGGGUAUAUUGAUUUAAAUAACGACUUAGUAAUAAUUUUUUGAGAAAAGACUCCGUCAGUUAUAUAUAUAACUCUAAAAUUCAGUAGAAGAGUUGUCAUGUGGCUAAUAAGACCAUAGUUAAGAAUUCUCUUCUCAAGUAUUGA
Molecule: messenger RNA, 674 nt
Organism: Paramecium primaurelia
Lineage: Eukaryota; Ciliophora; Oligohymenophorea; Peniculida; Parameciidae
Source: the annotation of a GenBank genome assembly